AUGUCGUCGUUCAAUAUGAAUGAAUUCAACGAAAUUCUGGACAAGUGCCGUGAUAAAUCAUCUCAAAAAGAACAGGAUGAGACAUUGCUGCAACCGUUCUCAUACAUCCAACAAAUUCCUGGCAAGCAGGUUCGCUCGAAACUAGCGCUAGCAAUAAACCAUUGGCUAUCCAUUCCCAACGACAAACUGGCCGCGAUAAGUGAGAUAGUCCAAAUGCUACACAAUUCUAGUCUGCUCAUCGACGAUAUCGAAGACAAUUCUAUCCUCCGCAGAGGUAUCCCGGUGGCACACAAAAUUUACGGCGUUGCGAGCACCAUCAAUGCGGCCAAUUAUGUCCUAUUUUUGGCACUGGAGAAGGUACAGCAGCUCGGUCAUCCGGACGCGACCCUCGUAUAUACGGAGCAGUUGCUGGAGCUGCACCGGGGCCAGGGUAUGGAAAUCUAUUGGCGCGACAAUUUUGCCUGUCCCACCGAGUCCGAAUACAAGCAGAUGACAAUUCGUAAGACGGGCGGACUGUUCAUGCUUGCCAUCCGGCUGAUGCAGCUUUUCAGUGACAAUCGGACCGAUUUCAACAAACUAACGGCAAUCCUAGGGCUGUACUUCCAAAUACGGGAUGAUUAUUGCAACCUUAGCAUGAAGGAAUAUUCGGAAAACAAAAGCUACUGUGAGGAUUUAACGGAGGGAAAAUUCAGCUUCCCGAUCAUUCACGCGGUACAGACGCAAAAGUACGAUAAGCAAGUUCUACAUAUUUUACGCCAACGAACGCGCGAUGUUGAGGUCAAGAGGUAUUGCAUUUCGUUGCUGGAAAAGUUGGGCAGUUUUCAGUACACUCGUGACGUACUUGACGCACUCGACAAAGAGGCUCGCAAAGAGGUGAAAAGUCUUGGACCAAAUCCAAUUAUGGAAGCACUACUAAACGAUUUGCUUAGUUGGAAACAACUCGCCGACAUUGGGGACGAUGAAACGAAGCAAUCGUAA
This is a messenger RNA of Anopheles marshallii, 978 nucleotides long. It is a transcript of the gene qm, whose product is annotated as terpene synthase. The record is from RefSeq and is a predicted model, not a curated record. Gene Ontology annotation, molecular function: prenyltransferase activity. The transcript has 5 exons. Gene Ontology annotation, biological process: isoprenoid biosynthetic process. The coding region runs from base 1 to 978 and encodes 325 amino acids. NCBI's taxonomy places the organism in Eukaryota, Metazoa, Arthropoda, Insecta, Diptera, Culicidae.